Messenger RNA from Pedinophyceae sp. YPF-701, 315 nucleotides. The record is from the annotation of a GenBank genome assembly. Lineage: Eukaryota; Viridiplantae; Chlorophyta; Pedinophyceae.
AUGACCUCGGCUGGUGACCGGGCUCCGGACGCACCGGAGAAGAGCCAGAUGCAGCGCUGCCUGGACUGGGCGCGACAGAACACUCUCCUCGCGGUCGGCGGGACGUGGGCGGCCACUAUGGCGGCGGUCAUCGGCAUCCAGUGGGCGUCGCCAGGCCCGAAGCCGACGAAGGUGCUCCGCGCGCGCCUGAUAGGUCAGUUCACGGCGGUACUGGCAAUCAUGACCGUCGCGGGACUCGACCACGAGGAACGGUUCCGCGCGUGGCUAGACGAGCGCAGCAAAGGGCUCAGGCGGCUGCGACAGGAGCGCUCCUGA